AUGCCGAAACACAGCGCAGUCGGUGUCACGUUGGUAUUACAUGUCACAUUGUGCUUAUCGAUACGUGUGCCCGUAGACUGGAAUGAAAGUGAAGUGAAAAUAAACGAAGCCUUCGAAAAUAGCAGCCCGAGCGAAGCAAUACGACAGAAUACGCCCUACUUCGAGUACACGGCGAAGAAACCGCAGUUCGCAAUCGACAUAGCUGCGGCUCAUAAUGUCAAAUCACCGGAGGAACAUUACACUUCGUAUCCCAUCAGGCCAUAUACUGGUGUCGGUAACCCGGAGUUGGGCAAACACCAAAUGCUGAAUCCAGAAAAGGAAUCCUAUUAUCCGUACCAACGCUAUGUCACUUCGAGUGAUGGUUUAUCUCAUGUGACUCCGUCGUCGACGUCCUACGACGUUUACCAUCCUUAUAAAGCGGAGGAACCAGGAUUGCAAAAAUUAUACAAGGAUCCAAUAUUAAACAAAAUAAGGAAUGAUUUGCGGGACAGCAAAAAUAGAUUACAGCAGCAUGAAAACGAUGCCGGGAAAUUGGACGUUUCGAAAGAAGAAUACUUGGAGAGUCCAGAACAGACCGAUCAUAGAUACUUUCCCCAGAAAAAUAUUCCAGCGCGGUAUGAAAUACAUAGGCCGCUGCGUCGUCCCAUUUAUUAUAGGCCACCAUCGAGGUACAGUUACAGGGAAAACAUUUUAAAUAAAAAACUUCGUCACCCGUGGAAUCAAAAUUAUGCUAAAGUGACUCCGAUGCAUUAUAGACCAAUUAAGAAUCAUAUACAGCACCUAAGGCAACAUCAUGCCCUCAAGUUUGACGAUGAAAAUAAUGAGUAUCCUCAAUUACCAGUCAAAGAAUCCUAUGCUGAAAAACCAGACGGCUAUGAUAUAUACGAGAAGGGUAAAGACAAUUUUGUUAGACUUCGAAACAAUAUCGACGAAUCGAUCAAUAAGGCAGUUUUAAAAAAUAGACCUACUACUAAUGAGAAACUUGAACUUAAGGGAAAUGAUGAUGACGAUGAUAGUCACGAAAACGAUGACGAAUUUGUUCCUAUUAAAAACUACGCCCAAGUCAGAAAAACAGAAACAACAAAACAUCUUCCAAGAUCGGCAGCUUUUCGGGAUGCGGAGAGUCUAGAUGAAAUAAAAAAUGCUCCAAGACUAAGGGAAGCUGUAAAAAGCACUAAAGCACAAGUGGUAUAUUCCGAAGAAGGUUAUGAGGAUUCUGCAUAUGACCAUGCUGGCGAACAAAAACAUGCUUCGGAUAUUGAAGGCCACGGUGGAUAUCUUAAAGAACAUGAACUAAGUGGAGGUAAAUAUCAAACACCAUCUUUAAGUGCUAAAAUACAAGAUGCAGGAGGAUCUACUCACGGUGAUAAAUUAAUCCAUGCUGAAAAAUGGAAAAAUGAUAAUUUAGAUACCGCUGACGAUUCCGAGGUGGAAGAUUAUUCUGAAGACGAGCAAGAGACUUCUGAAGAGAGUGACUCACAUGCAGAUAACACAGAUAUUGAACCAAGUAAUAGUGCAAGUGAAACCUCAGAAGAAAUCGUAGAGGAUGAAACAGAAAAUGACGAAAUUCCCAGAAACAAACGAGAGGAUUCAGCUAAUGAUACAGAUGAUAAUAGCAAUAAUAGUUUAACCGAUACCGUGACUAGUGGCAAAGAACACGUUGUGAAUAAGCGUGAAUAUAAAAUGCCUAAGCUCCAAGAAUUGUCGCAAGCUUUCCGUCAGAAAACAGUAAAUAAAAAUGAAAAAAUUAAUCUGGCUAGUCAAAAGUAUCCAUAUUAUUUUGAGAAUAAAAGUAAAAUUUCCAAUAAUUCCCCUCUUCGCUAUGCUGAGAAUCUGAAAUUUAUCCCAAAGAAAACAUUAGGAGGGACGGAAUUUUAUGAUUCAAGGAAAGAAAUUGUUUGUCCAACUGUUGAAGAAGAUAUAGAUCCUAUUCCUGAAAAAUUAAAAAAAGGUGGAAAUCCCGAUGAAAAUGACGAUGGUGCAGGUUCUAAAGAGGAAUUUUCGCAACUUAAAAACAAGCAACGGUUACAUGGACUCGGAGAUAAAAUUGAUUGCUUGAAAUCAAAAUACUUUGGAGAUAAUCCUUUGGACAGUCCAUUUUUUAGCGAAGAUAUUAUUGAAAGUCCAGAACCUGUCACAAAACCAAACAUUAACUUAUUUGAUCCCAAAAUAAAGAAAAUAAAAAAUAUCAAUAAUUUUAUUCCUAAAAGUCUCAUUUUGCCAAGAACGAAAAGAGCUACUCCAUUUAUCUAUGAACCAUACAAAAUAAUAAAAGAAAGUCAAGUCGCAGCUGAGUCGAAAAAAACGACAACGACUAACAAUAUAAGCCCUCUUAUAAAACAGUUACAAUCAAGCAGAGUCGUAGAUAGAGUAACAGCAAACCAAAAUAAAGAUCAAAUUACAAAAAGAAACAUCGGAACUAGAAACUAUAAAGAUAUUGAUAAAAUCGAUAGAGAAAAACAACGUAAACAAAUAACUCAAGACUUACAAGAAGCUGAAUUUGUAGAUGUUAGCUUAGAUAAACGACGCGGUGAGCCUAGAUAUGAGAUUCAGUACAAAAAUCAUAAAAAACAUUACACUCCAGUAAAAAACAAGAAGUCCAUAUCCCUUGAUGAAUACAAAGGUCAUGCUGAUGCCACAACUAAAUCUGUACUAUCUAGCUCUAUUCCAGAGGAAACUAAAUAUGCUCACAUGAGUGAUAUACAGAAAAGUGCUGCUUCAAAUUCAGUAUCUAAUGUUAUUCGAAAAAGUACUAUAAAACCCGUUAGCCCUCCUGAUGAAGAGGACGAAAAUGAAAGUGAAGAAGAGUAUGAUGAAUAUGAAGAAGAACAUGAUAUUGAAUCUCAAAAACAUCCUAAGUCUACGAUAAUGCCAUCCACUACAACCACUGUCCUACCAAUCAGAAAAGAAAAAAGAACACGUACGAGAACCACUACAGAGCCCACACAUUAUGAAGAAGAUACAACUACUAUGCCUAUACUUAGACUUAAAACAAGAUUCCGAAGCUCCAAUAUUAAUUCGGAGUCUGAUACGAGUGAUAGAGAUGUAUUAAAUGACAAUAAUCAUAGUAAGAUAAAUAAAAUUUUGUCUACUACUAUUGCACCUAAGCUAAGUGAGAAGAAAAAGAAGCUUUCAAAGAGUACUUUGGUGACAGACACGAAAACUUAUGGCGAAGAAGAUGAUGAUAUGCGGAAAGAAGAUAUUGACGCAUUAAUUGGUGUGAAACAUAAUACUGAUGAUUAUUUGCCUGAAUAUGAAAAAGAACAAAAUAAAAAGGAUAGAGAUUCUCACGAAUCUGAUUCGAAUGAAGAGGACUAUGAUGAGGAUGACAGUAGCGAAGAAGACGACGAGGAAGAAGAAGAUGAUGAAGAGAACAAAGACGACAUAAAUGCUGAUGACAGUCAUGAACAAGAAACAAUAAGGCAUACUACCCCACAGCCAAUAAGAAGAACAUUGCCUAAAACGACAGAAACUACUCCAUCUACUACAGAACUAAACACAAAUGACCAAAUAAAACCAAUCAUAUCAACAAAGAAAAUUGAAGUUCACAGAGAAUCGCCCGUCAGUAGUAUGUCACCAAAUGCUACUCAUUUUAAACAAGACAUUAAAGAAGUUGAAAUAAUAAAAACAAUAACUCCAAGGAGACGACAAAAGCCUCAAAAGAAUUUAGAAGCAUUAGAUUUAUAUAAGGAUGAAAAUUUGGCGAAAGAUGUUAAUAAACUAGGUGGAGUAGAAAUAUUUCGAACUGAUUUAGAUAUUGAGUCAGGGCCCAAGCAUGGUGGAAAUUACAGAAGUAUUGAAUCAAAGCGCCGCACGAAGGCGCCUUUAAAAUCUGACGUUGCAACAUCUCAAAGUCAAACGGCAAAACUAACAGAAUUGAAUGAAUCAGAAAGUACUUCACGCCCCUUGAAUGCUAAAAGAGGCGGAAUGUUGAGAAAUAAUAAGAGAUUUAGUGAAGCUGAAAACUUGAAUAUUGAAAACAACACUCCAAAUACGCAAUUACAUGGAGGUAAUUUGAAGAUAUCCUCUCGGAGAAGUCGGAUACCUAACAAUAAGAGUGAAAAAAUCAUAGAAUUAAGUGAAAAUAAGACUCGCCUACAAUUACACGGUGGCAAUUUAAAAGCUCAAAGGCUUCCCACAACAGAAAGAUACCGUGAAGAGGAAAAUUAUAGAAAUUCAGAGAUUACAGAAGAUCCCGACGAGAUUAAUAAGAAUAAAAGUAAAAUAAAAACUAAAAAUGAUUCAAACAGUGCUGCUAUUUUGCUAAAUACAUAUGCACGGGCAGCACCUAUGCUCACCACAGAUCCUCCCUUCAUUUUGGACCCUAGUAAACGAAAAUAUUAUUAUGUCGAUGUAUGAAUUUUUACUACUUAAGUUAUGUAAGAGAAAGUGCCAGAAUAAAACAUAUUUAAG
Molecule: messenger RNA, 4413 nt
Organism: Aricia agestis (brown argus)
Lineage: Eukaryota; Metazoa; Arthropoda; Insecta; Lepidoptera; Lycaenidae
Product: MATH and LRR domain-containing protein PFE0570w-like
Exons: 3
Coding region: 1-4359 (1452 amino acids)
Source: RefSeq, a predicted model, not a curated record